CAAGGGUGCAGUGCAUCCGUAACGCUUCCCCGAAAUUACAUGCUCUCAUUACAAUAGCCAUGAAAGCAAUUGCUAAGAUCAUUAUUCGUAUGCCUUAUUAAUGCCCCGGUUAUUGGGACUGUCGGUUCAGCGGGACCAGUCUCUAGGGAAGAUCAAGCACAGCUUUAUUCCGAAGGUGCUAUUGGCUGUUUGUGUAGUCCAUGAUCGUUACCUUGGUUUACGUUGAGGCUAUUUCCUGGAGGCAUGUGCUGCAGCACUGAUAUUACCUGCCCAGUAUUGUAACAGUUCCAUCAUUCUGGCUGGGGCAGCUCGAGGAACUGGUCAUACAAGGAACCAUGGCGAAUUGACAUAUAUAAGUAGCUCGCGUCACGAUAUCUAUCUUCCGUUCUAUAUCAUUCAUCUUAUGUCUAAUAUCUCACCCUCAUUUCUACAUUAUUCUUAUAAUCAUUUACCCAUACAUCGAUAAACAUCAUGUCGAACAUACCACUUCCUCUUACUGCCGAGCAGAUCACACCGACAUGGCUGGCCGCUGUAUUAGGAUUUCCCGUUGAAUCUAUUGUAGUGGCUCGGACCAUGAAAGGAACAGCCGACAAAAUAUUCCUCACCGUCAAGUACCAAAGUACUGAUCAAAACGGAAAAUGGCCAAGACGCAUCUGCAUCAAAGGGUGCUUCAACCCGGAACUAGCAAAGGAUAUACCACCACUGAAAGACUUUUGCCGUGUCGAAGCACAGUUCUUUCGUACAGUGAUGCCAACUUUGGGCAGCAUGGAGUUCCCAAAGUGCUUCGGGACUCGAGUCAAUCAGGAGCAAGGCAUCGUUGUCAUGGAAGAUUUGAGGGACAAGGGAUACACCUUUGGCGACCCGGAAGUGAUCUUAUCUGUCGAGCAGGUUAAAGACGGUGUCGCCCAGCUAGCCGCCCUGCAUGCAGGUACGUGGGGCAGGUCACGGGCAGAUUACCCAUGGAUGACUCCAUAUGAGAAGACAAUGAAUGACAUGUUCGAUGCUGAGGGCGUGGACUAUGAUCAGAUGGCUCGUGAUCCAGCCCGCUACAAAUUACCGGAGCAGUAUCGUAACGGCAAGUUUGCCAGGGCGAUGCUGAACAGAUACUUUUCCCGUCCUACAAACCGUUUCCAAUGUUUAGUUCAUGGCGAUGCACACGUGGGAAACACGUGCUUUUCGCCUGAUGGAGAAGUUGGCUUUAUUGAUUGGCAGAUAGUCGACUCGCGUCCACCUUUUCACGACUUGUCGUACUUUACCGCCUCAGCACUGUCGAUAGAUGAUCGGCGGAAGCACGAGAUGGAGAUACUACAGCACUAUCUCGACUGCCUAGAUUCCUAUGGAGGGCCGAAGCUUUCUACACUAGAGAGAGAUGUCAUGAUCGAAUAUAAGCUGGGCUUUCUCGUUGGCAUGGGUUGGACAGUGACAACUACGUGUAUGCAAACUAUUAAACGGAUCAACGCUCACCUCGAGCGUUUCAUGGCAGCACUAGUUGACCACAAGGUUGCAGACCUGGUGGAGGCACUGCCGGAGCCUGAUCUAAAUUCAGUGACAGGUCGUGAGAGUGAUAUCAAGAAGGAUAUGGGUGCAGUCUCAUCCGUCCAGACAACAUUGGCUGAGGUGUAAGUAGGUUCAUAGUCUUCUUCUGAUGACACGGUUACGUAGGACAUAGUGAAGGUGAAAGACAAGC
This is a messenger RNA of Truncatella angustata, 1687 nucleotides long. RefSeq names its product kinase-like domain-containing protein. NCBI's taxonomy places the organism in Eukaryota, Fungi, Ascomycota, Sordariomycetes, Amphisphaeriales, Sporocadaceae. The record is from RefSeq and is a predicted model, not a curated record. The transcript has a single exon. Bases 472 to 1623 code for a protein of 383 amino acids.